UGUUCUUGACAGGUGUGGUUUCCUGGCUGUGACAUCAUUAAUGGUAACUUCCUGUGGAACCCAAUGUUCAGUAGCAGUAUGUUCAGGGUCUUUCUGUGUUUUAGGCUUCUUUUGCUUAGGAAACGCCCCCUUAUGCUACAGACAGUUUAUUUACCACUGAUGAGGAGGGGGUACAGUUGAUAUGGUACACUAGUGAUGUAUUUCUUUGCAUUUUUUUUAACGAAGUAUGAGUUUACUUUCCUCAAUAAACUUGUAAGCGCAUGACACAUCGGAAGGGGAUUCAGGACUGACAGUCAGAGGCGUUUCCAGAGAUUGCUUCCACUUUAUCAAGCCAUGUGAACUGAGAAGCAAGCAAGCAUGUGUGCGCGGUUGUAAUCUGAUAGAGCGUAAUUUAUAUUAAGACGGUUUUCCUCAGCCUUCUUGGAUCCACAAACUCCAGCUGCUCCAAAAUGAACAAUUCCUCUCAAAGUAUAGACAAUGCCACACUGGACGCACUGGUCAGCCCUCUAAUGACUGUUGCUCUGCCUAUCAUCUACAUCAUGGUGUUUGUUAUCAGCACUCCGUGCAAUCUUAUCGCCCUCAUUCUUCUCUGUGGCCUUACGAAGCGUGCAACUCCCACAAUUAUCUAUUCCAUUAACCUCUGUCUUGCAGAUCUGCUCUACAGCAUCACGCUACCACUGCAAGUGUGCUAUCAUCUUCAACGCAAUGACUGGAUCUUUGGCAAGGUGUCUUGUGGAAUUUCAACAGCUGCUUUCUACUGCAAUAUGACCUGCUCAAUCUUCACAACCUGUGCCAUAGCUCUGGAGCGAUACUGCGGUGUUGUACACCCUUUGAAAACCAAACAUCUGCGAAGCACCCGAAAAGCCAUCCUGAUCUGUCUCCUCAUUUGGGCUGUUAUGCUUGUCUUCCAGAUGCCUUAUUUCGUGCAUGAUUUUACUCGGUUUAUUCCUCAGCUCAAUGUUACCACCUGUUUUGAUGUGAUUCCUAAAAAAGUUUUUGAAGGAUGGAAAGGAUAUCUCUACUUUGUUUCCAUAUAUUUAUUCUUCAAUGUGUUGCCAAUGAUCAUUUUAGUUGCUUGUUAUUGUGCAGUGGCUCGUGCCCUGAGACAGACGCUUGAUGCAGGAGUCCAGCGUUCACACAAGCGCACACAGACUUUGGUGAUAGUUGCGGCCCUUUGCUACAUCACAUGCUACCUGCCUAAUAUGAUCGUCCAGCCCAUCCACAUGGUUUAUCGGAGCAAAAACCAUGGCAUAUAUGCCUACUACAAGCUCACAUUGGGUCUUAACAGCUUCAACUGUUGCUUUGACCCUUUUGUGUACUAUCUUGCUUCCAGAGAGCUCCGGCAAGCGCUGUGGAGAGUGCUUGGCCGGUGGAACUGCUGUCCCAGUAACAUGGGAGAGGAGACUGUUGCCUCAAAUUUGUCUGAAUUGCCCAGUGCCACCAGAGGAAAUCAAAAUGACAGUAGAGCCCUAAUAAGUCAAUAAUGAAAUGCUGUAAAAAGAUUACUUGCUUCUGAGGGCUACAUGAGAAUGCGGAGCUUUUUCUGUGGUGCUCAGACAACGGGCAGACAAAAUAAUGUAAAUAGCAAUGAAAUUAAAGUACUUAAAGAAAUGGUUUGGUGAAAUAUCAAAUUUUCCCAACUUACCCUGUAUGUAGCCAAGACAUGUCCAAAUUUAGUUUAUAACUUGAAUGCUGAGGCUAAUAUUGCUAACAAACACUAGAACUCAAAAGUCACCCAGAUAGCCUAAAUUGUUUGUGUAAAAAUAUAUCACCAAAACUUCUCUCAACCCACUCAAACCACAUCCAGGGGGAAUCCACUUUAGACUGUCUGUAUUCACAAACCACCACGGGUAAUGAUGCAGCAGAUGUGGGGGGGGUGAAGGGGACAUGUCCCCUGCACUCUCACAGUCAAGAGAUUCUGUCCACACACUUUUCACACACUGCGUUUUUCCUGAAUUGAACUUGUGACUGGCAAUCACAAAUCACUGAGGAAAAAACACCCUUUUAAGAUUAAUAGCAUUUAUAGGUAUAGGUUACUUGGCUGACUGAACGGUGACCCAGCCAAUCACAAUUAAGCAGCGUAGGCCGAACCAGACCAAACGCAUUGCACAAAGUCUUAUGAGUUUAAGAGAGUGGAUUAAAUUGGCUGGCAAAUUUGCCUUGACUAAAAAAAAUAAGAACAUGUAAAAUUUGACCACGUUCUGGUAUUAAAAAUAUUUUGUCAAAAACUAUUGAGUCAGGAAAAAAACUGGCUAGUAGUAGCUUGCUAUUACAGCAGUCAUCCGCUAGUGGAUAUAUUCUGUUGACUAACAUAACUGCUCAGUCAGAGAUGUAUCGCCUCCUGUUUGGCACUUACUGCUUCUAGUGAUGGGGUGUCAACUCCAAAAAGUCAGUUCUUUGACUCCAGCAUGACUGGGAGUCAGGUUUGAUUCCUGGCCAACAACUUUGAGAGUCGCUUUGUCAAACAUAACGUCAUUGCAUACUCAUCUGAGUACUAGAGUUUUUCAUAGUAACUGAUGUUGUAAAUAUGCAUUUUAGAGAACAAUUUGAGCAGGAAGGGUUAGGUAUGAUAAGCAAUCUGAAAAAUGUGCUGUUAACAGGAGUGGUGGAUGACGUGGUGCAUAUGUACCCAGAACUAAAGAAAGGAUUCUAGGAAGUACAAAUAGCAAUGUUCAGAUUUAUGUAUAAUAUACAGUCCAGCAAGCAUUCUUCAAGAAUUGUGUCCAGCAGUAUGUGCCCUGUUGCUUACUGACAACUGUGUCCGCUUCACUUUUGAUAUGGCUGCUUUGCCCUGACCACCGGAGCAAGACUGCAGAUUUAGAAUCAGACAGUGACAGUCAAAAAUACAGAGCAAUCUGAUCUAAGAUCAGUCCUGCUUUGUGAAUACCAGCUCUGGUGUCGUCUAAAAUGGCUACCCAUAGCGGUGAAGUUUAGUUUAUUUUUAUAGCUCACAGUGCUCUAAACCACAUCAGCAAGUCUUUGCAACCUUAAUGAAGACCUGGUUGCAGUUUAAGAUGGCUGAGAGGAGUUUUGGAGACGUAUUUUUUACAAAAUCCAUUUUGGUAACUGUUGUGUUCUGCUGUUUACUAGCUACGUUAGCCUUGUAGCUCCAGUACUGAACUAAAGAAACUACAUUUAGACUCCAAACAUGUCUUCGCUGACUGGCUACAUCUAGAGUUAGUGGAAGAUUGAUUGGCCCAACCAUUUCUUUAAGAAGAUGCAGAGCACCCAUUGCCUGCAGAAUACCUUCGGCCAUUAUUGGAUUUACGUCAUUCUUGAACUAUACCAUCCUGAAAGGAAAAGAAUCCAGUGUUUGAGAGCUCGAGGUGGAAAUUUUCACACUCUGUGCUCCAGAAAAUGUCCCAUGGAGACAUUGUUGAGAGGUUUUAGUUAUGGAGGCAAUGCAAAGCAUUUUGCUUCAUAAUCACCAUUCAUAAGUUUGUUUAGUAAUGUCCUUAGUUAGUUUUCAACACAGGCUACAGUUCAGACCUGUGCCCAGACAUUUCGGAGAGCAAGAGAUCAAAGAAAUAUUUUAUUAAAUUAAAUUUAAUUUAAUUUACAGCAUGUCUUUAGAGCAGUGGUUUGCAACCCUGGUCAUGGAAAGCUACCUUCCCUUAGUUUAGUUCCGACCUGUAUCCAAUAAGCUGCCCUGUCCUCUAACUCAAAUACAUCUGAUCCAGCCAUGAUUUGACUGAUGUGACUUGGACAGAGGUUUAUUAGCUGGAACAGGUAUGGCACAAAUUGUGGUUGAAACUAAGCUCUGCGGGAAGGUAGCUCUGCAGGAUCAGGGUUGGAGACCACUGCUUUAGAGGAAGGCAAAUGUCAGGUUAGGCGUCUCACCUAAAGUUUUGCAUAGUUCUGAUUUGAGAGCAUUCUAACGAAAGAAGAGCAUUGGACAGACAAUCUCCUGUUUCGGAGCUAUUAAAACCUUCGUAAAAUUAAGUUGUAACUUUCUUUAAGGUGGUCUGUGCUCGAGCCCACAGAGCCCUACACAGUUUCAUGCUUUUACAAUAACAAAAACUUGAUUCAGCAAGGUCGAAGCAGCUAAGGCAAAAUCACCGAAAAUGGCCGGUACUACACCAGAGGUGGCACCCAAGAGAGAUCUAGCUUGUGGAACCUGAGCCAACCCACAAGUUCAAACCCCAGCACGAUGCAAAACUCAGCCUCACUGAAACGGAUCUUGAACAAUGGCGAAGGCCAAAUAAAAUGCAGCUAUUAUACGCAAUGAUCAAGAGGGCACUGCUACAGUCUGAUGGCGAAAUGGCUCUUUGAUCUUGCAAAGUGGCUUUAUAUUCAUUCACUAUUAUCUAACCAUGCAUAGAAUUAGACCUUAUGACUCAAUGUGAGGUGGCUGUUCGUGACAUUAUGGAUCCACGCUUUCGGAGUUGAAAACAGACGUGGUUCGAAAGCAUCUUUUGACUUUCUCCAAUGUAAACACAUCUGGAUGUAGGAAUGGUGAAAGAUGAUUAGUCAGAUUAUACCUCUUUUUCAUUGCGCAAGGUAGCAUUGUGCUUCUUACAGAAAGAAUGCAUUUCAUUGAAACUGGGUCACGGAGAUGCUGAAUUAGGUUUGCGCUAAUUUAUGAGGCCCUUUUUUUAGCAUUGACUUGUAAAAACUGUUCCUCUUUCCUGACUCAGUUGGUCAUGUUUAACUAUAAGUUUUGAGAUAGCUCUAUAAAGACAAUUACAUAUUUUACAUUUUUGUACAUGCAGCAGGGCCUUCUAAUAUGUCGUCAUUUGCUUGCCUCAUGUAUUUUCGAAAACGCACAAAUCCAGUCUUUAACAGCGGAUGUUUAUUGUUAACUAUUCAACCAGAUAUGACUCAUCUGCUUAGCUGCCUUUGUAAAUCUGAUUUAGCUAUUUAGCAUGUUAGUGUUUUUCUUGUGGUGUUUCUGUUAAUGUGUCCAACCUUUAAAUGAUGUGUUUUUGAAAUGUACAGCAUGUUCCUCAGGUAAUUUCAGUUUUUGUUAUGCGCUGGCCUGCGGGACAUGUGUUUUGCAUUAAUAUUAUGUUUAUUUUUAAAAGCUAUUUCAUUUUUAAUGAAUAAUGACCAUUUUUUGCUUC
Colossoma macropomum (tambaqui) is the source of this 5063-nucleotide messenger RNA. RefSeq names its product P2Y purinoceptor 8-like. The record is from RefSeq and is a predicted model, not a curated record. Gene Ontology annotation, cellular component: membrane. Gene Ontology annotation, molecular function: G protein-coupled receptor activity. The coding region runs from base 450 to 1484 and encodes 344 amino acids. Lineage: Eukaryota; Metazoa; Chordata; Actinopteri; Characiformes; Serrasalmidae. Gene Ontology annotation, biological process: phospholipase C-activating G protein-coupled receptor signaling pathway; positive regulation of Rho protein signal transduction. The transcript has 3 exons.